This is a messenger RNA of Geodia barretti, 813 nucleotides long. Lineage: Eukaryota; Metazoa; Porifera; Demospongiae; Tetractinellida; Geodiidae. The record is from the annotation of a GenBank genome assembly.
AUGUCGCGGGCUGGCUAUUCUGUCGUCGCCGUAUCGAGCCGCACGCCUGCGUCCGCACGGCAAUUCGCCGCCCGCAUCGAAGGCUGCGUCGCAUACACAGAUUUUCAGGAAGCCGCUGACACUGCCGACAUGGUGUUCAUCACCACAUCCGACGACGCCAUUCCAUUGGUCGCCGCAUCGGUGCAGUGGCGCGCAGGCCAGGGCGUUGCGCACUGCUCGGGCGCGGCAUCCCUCGACGUCCUGGAGACCGCAACUCAACAGGGCGCGGUACCGGGCGCGUUCCAUCCCCUGCAGGCUUUCUCGUCAGUGGAGAACGGCGUCAGGAGCAUACCCGGCAUCACAUUCGGCAUUGAGGGCAACGACGACAUGCGCGAAUAUCUCGCCAAGAUGGCGCGUGACAUCGGCGGCAAUCCCGUCUUCCUGAAGCCGGAGGACAAGGCGCUCUACCAUCUCAGUGGCGUAAUGAUGGGCAACCUGCUGACCUGCCUCGUCGGUUUAUCCGCCGAAGUCUGGGAACACAUCGGAUACACCCGAGACGAUGGCGUGAAAGCCCUCGUUCCGAUGAUGCUCGGAGUGGCCCAUAACGUCGCGACAUCAGGCAUUCCAGCUGCCGUCGCGGGACCAUAUCCGCGAGGCGACAUCGGCACGGCAACCAAGCACAUGGAAGCUUUGGCAUCGCAGCACCCCGAUCUGCUACCUCUUUACCGCGAACUCGCCUUGGCGGGCCUGCAUCUCGCCGUAGAACAGGGGCUAGCAGAAGACGCUGAGAAUCUGUUUCGCCAGAUACUGAAUGACAGUCGAAAUAGCGAAUGA